This is a messenger RNA of Anoplopoma fimbria (sablefish), 2019 nucleotides long. Its product is annotated as calcium-independent phospholipase A2-gamma-like. Gene Ontology annotation, cellular component: membrane. The transcript is spliced from 9 exons. Bases 1 to 2019 code for a protein of 672 amino acids. The record is from RefSeq and is a predicted model, not a curated record. Lineage: Eukaryota; Metazoa; Chordata; Actinopteri; Perciformes; Anoplopomatidae. Gene Ontology annotation, biological process: arachidonate metabolic process.
AUGGGUCGCUACCUCAGCAUCAACUUGUGUUCAAUUCAAAUACAGGAGAAUUUGGAAACUAUGUCACCCACAAGAGAGAAAAACAGAAGGCUUAAGAGGAGACAAAUGCAAAACACUUACAUCAUGAAUUCUACAGAAACGGAAAUGUCUCAAGUCAAAUCAGGUGCCGAUCAGCCAAAACUGGAAACUAACAAUAUCUCCAGCAACUGGGAGGAGGGCUACCUCCAUUUUCGAAGACACAUCAAUAAAUACUUUGGUGCCAAAGUUACCAAAGAAAUUGAUCAAGAUCAGAAUAGGAGAGAACAGCUUCCUGUAGAAACGAGCAACACUUACAAAAAACACUUUUCAGCACAAUCUACCUCACAAACCCAUGGUGUCAUGUCACAACCUAAGCAAAACGGACCUAUCAUCCAUGAAACAGGAAGCCUUUUCCACAGCAGCUGUGAUACCACUAACUUCGGAGAGAACUAUUUCCAAACGGCUGGCCACAUCAAUAAGUAUUUCAAGGGUCAAAGUGGAUUGGAUGAGGACACUGAUGGACAUCUCUUAACAAAGAUGGGCCCUGGAUCUGCUACCUCUGAGAGACUAAAGACUGUGUCCUUUAUGGACUGCCUUUUCAACCCCACAAGUGCUAUCCCUGACUUGCUCGGUGCUUAUCUGAAACUGGGCCCCUUGAAUCAGACUAGUAAGCCUGCCAUGACUUCAACAGAGACUAGGCUGAAUAAAAAGCUGGUAUUGAGUCGGAGGCAGGCAGAGGAAAUGACACGGGGGUUGAUUGGCACUCUGUCACAGGCUUCGUCUUCAGAAGCUCUGACUGCCUGCACGGAGGCACUAAAUGAACACCUAAUCUGUUACCCAUCAUGCAAAGCUGUAAUGUGGCAGGAGAGAACUGCAGUCACAUUGUUGAGAAAGCGACGGACCUACAGAGAUAACCAGCUACUUCAGAACGCCCUAAGAGAAAGCUUGGCUCUAAUCGGCUAUGUGGAUCCAGUCAAAGGUUGUGGCAUAAGGGUGCUCUCAAUUGACGGUGGCGGCACAAGAGGUGUGGUGCCUUUGCAGGUAUUAAAGCUACUGGAAGCUCAAACAGGCAGGAAGAUCCAUCAGCUGUUUGACUACAUCUGUGGAGUGAGCACAGGUGCCGUUCUAGCCUUCAUGCUGGGUCUUGCCCAUUUUUCUCUAGAGGAGUGUGCUGACAUGUAUCGUCGCUUUGGCUCGGAAGUGUUUCGACAGAACCCGCUGGUUGGCACUGUGAAGAUGGGCUGGAGUCACUCUUACUAUAACACUGAGACCUGGGAGACAAUACUACGAGAAAAGCUGGGAAAUAGAGUACUUAUCAAAACAGCUGGAGAUGAGUUGAGUCCCAAGGUCUCAGCAGUCAGCACUGUGGUAAACUGGGGUACCAGUCCAAAGGCCUUCGUCUUCCGCAACUACAACCACAAACCAGGCUCUCUCAGCCGCUACGCAGGAGGCUCGCUUUGCCAGAUGUGGGAGGCAGUGAGAGCAUCAUCAGCCGCCCCAGGGUACUUCCAGGAGUUCCCCUUACAAAGUGACAUUCACCAGGAUGGAGGACUUAUCUUGAACAAUCCCUGUGCCUUGGCUGUCCAUGAGAGCCGUCUAUUGUGGCCCAACCAGCCCUUCCAGUGUGUGCUGUCCCUUGGCACUGGUCGCUAUGACAAUGCUAAGAGGGGACCUGCCACCUCCACCAGCCUGCGGGCCAAAAUCAGCAACCUGAUCAGCAGUGCUACUGACACUGAAGGGGUCCACACCCUUUUGGACGAACUGCUGGCUCCAGACGUGUAUUUCCGCUUCAACCCCAUGUUGAGCGCUCUGGUGUCCCUGGAUGAGAGCCGGCCGAAGGCCCUGGACCAGCUGCAGAGGGACACCCAGAACUACCUAGAGAGAAACCGUCCCAAACUGGCAAGGCUCUGUUUGGUGCUCGGGCCGGAGCGCUCAGCUGCGAGCAAAACUAAGGACUGGAUGAGUGAGAGGGCCUGGGAGAUGAAGCAGAGAUGGGUGUGA